Tigriopus californicus is the source of this 503-nucleotide messenger RNA. RefSeq lists its product as uncharacterized. The transcript has 2 exons. The record is from RefSeq and is a predicted model, not a curated record. The coding region runs from base 63 to 491 and encodes 142 amino acids. Lineage: Eukaryota; Metazoa; Arthropoda; Copepoda; Harpacticoida; Harpacticidae.
AAUCUAAAUCAUUGGAUUGUCUUUGUCACGAGGUCCUUCGGCCCGUUUUCCUCCACGAUUUCAUGCCGGCACAUAUCCAAUGCCAAGGCGAAUUGAUUUGUCUGAUGACUCGUUUGGGCUGGCUGUGGACGGUAGCAAAUCUCCAUCCUGAGUCUCAAGAUGACAAACAAGAAAUGGAGAUCCACACCCAGAAAGUGAUUGAAACGUUUCGGAAGGAGAACGAGGCGUGGUUUGGUCGGUCAGAUCUGGCCUUGGAAUUUGGGCAUUGCAGCCACGAGUUCGGGAAUGAUAAGUACUUCUUCCAGCAAAUCGAUAUUGCGGCCACUUAUUUCCUCAAAUGUUUGCAAGAGAAACUAAGACGCCAAUUGUGUGCAGGAUGUGUGUCCGACUACUGGAACGACUUCCGAGGCUAUCCUCGAACUCGCCGCCGACCCAAGUGGAUUGAAAUAGCGCCAAUAAAGAGGAGUGAAAGUUGUUUCAAGUGUGUGUAAAAAGUUUCCUAA